UUCCGGCCGAAAAAUUUUUUCGACGUCUAAACUAUAUAAGAGAACGGUGUUCCAGUCAGUGUCCCAGUCACUCGUUACCCGACCAGCGCCGUGUGUCGAGAGCAGCAGCAGCUCUGCUUUCUAAUUCCGAUUGUGUCCAACCUCCCACCCGCCUCCCAACGUGACACAGACUGAAUAAAAGAUAACAAGUCACGAUAAGUGCGACGAGAUACCGGAGUGAAUAACAACAACUAAAUUCGUUCAGAAUUGAUGGCGUUAUCGUCCAAGUCACAUCAUCACUCCACGUCCAGCAGUUCGGCCGCCGUGAUGAUGAAAUUCAAGUGCAGCGAAUAUUCGUCGUCGGCAGCUCAUCAGAACUUGUCGUUCCAGUCGUCGUCCAGCGACGUGACAGAACAGCCGAAGAAGCGCCAGCAACAGCAGCAGCAGCAGCCGAGUCAAUUGUCGAGGGAGCUGGACGAUUGUUCGAGCGUCAGCAGCAGCAGCAGCAGUCUGGUCAACUCUGAUUUCUAUUUCUUCGCUAAUAGAGGCGUCGGUGCUGGUAAGGGCAAAGGGCCGGAUGAGAUCAGCAGCGAAACGGUGGACAGCGGCCUGUCGUCCGACACGGAAGGUUUCACUCCGCCGCCGUUGCCUCGCCGGGCCAACAAGAAGGCGGUGGCUCCUUGCAAGUCGGAGAAGCUCGUGAUGCUUAUGGAUGAUUCGCAGUCGGACGUCAGCGCCGAUUCGCUGGCCCUCAACGACGACGCCCAAACGGAAUUGACGUCGUUGGCCAGCAGCAGUGAUUGCGGCGGGCUAGACAACAACAAUGCCAGCCCGUUGACGGGACGUAAACAAGCUCUGCCCAGCAAUCUGUUGACUGAGAUUCGCACCAAAGCCGUCAAGCUCCAUCACUACCAGCAGCCGCAAUCGGUCAAAGAGCUGGGCAAAGCCCUCGACUCGCAAUUAAAACUCCAGCGCAGCAAGAGCUCAUCUGUGCCGCCGUCACGUAGCCGCAGUCUCAUUCUGCCCAUUCCGCCACAGCCUCAGCAGCAGCAGCAGCAAAUCGCUCCGUCGUCGUUCGACCCGUCCGACUGCUACUACCAGCGGUUCCACAUGUGCGAGUACAUCGAAAUCGACAGCAAAAACAACAACAACAACAUCAACAACAGCAGCCAGCCGGAAUCGCCGAUUGACGACCUGAGCUUCGUCGGUUUAAAAGACAUUUUGAAUGUCGAGAAGAGUGGCCAAACCAUCAGGAGCCACAAGAGCGGCACGGUCCGCGGAGUGCGGAACCGCGUCCGAGCCGGAAUCACCACCUUCCUCCAGGGCAAGACCUUUAAGAGUUACGCGGAACGGGAGCACGGCAAAGUGGUGGUGUACACGACGUCGAUGGGCGUGGUCAGGCAGACAUUCCAGCGCUGUUUGCAGGUGCAGCGCAUUCUGGGCACGUUGCUCAUCAAUUACGAGGAGCGCGACGUCUCCAUGAACCGACAAGUGCAACAGGAACUCAAGGAGCGGAUGAAUCGCAAUCGCAUCGUCAUUCCGCAAGUCUUUGUCGAGGGACAGCUCCUUGGCGACGCUGACGCCAUUGAAAAAUUGAACGAAAGUGGCGACUUGAGGCAGAUCCUUCGCCGUUACAAGCGCGUUGGACCGGAAACCAUCUGCGAUUCGUGCGGCGGCUACCGCUACCUGCCGUGUUCCGUCUGUUCCGGCUCUAAGAAAUCCAUCCACCGCAACCACUUCACCGCCGAGUUUGCGGCUCUCAAGUGCAUCACCUGCAACGAAGCGGGUCUCAUCCGCUGCGUCGCUUGUUCAUCCACUUCGCCCGCUUGAUCCACCAGCUUCUCUCCAGUUUACUCCGCACAAAAGAAGAAUAAGGAAAAACCCAACUAAUAAAAAGCAAACCGGAAAUCUCUUUCUUUCUCUCUCUCUCUCUUCUCUUCCAAUUUUUAUUUCUUAUUUUUCUUUUUUCCACUUAAUCAUUUUUCCACAUAAAAAAGAAAAAUUCAUCCACUUGAAUUUUGUCGGUCGUUUUCUCCACUCCCAAGUAAUCCAUUUUUAUAUAACAAGAUUAUUUUUUAUCGCGUACAACAACAUAAUCUGGAGUUUCAGUGUGUGUCCUAAUGGGUUUCAUUUUGAAUGCAAUUCCUUACCAAUCGAGCGCCAACAAGAUGUCAAAUCGUGUUGGCGACUUUAUAUAGUUGUGCUUUACUACUUACACUCGGUUUGACCAUGUCAUUUUCUACAUUUUUUAGGAUAAAAAUCAAUUUUUCGAAAACUAACAAAAAAACAAACAAACAAAUGGAAGCGACGAUUCAGAGACGUGCAAAUGUUGCGUGCGUGUAGUGUGCUAGCUUUAGAUUUCUUAGACAUAAUAUCCACCACCAGUUUAUUAGUUUCUGUGUGUACAUGAUCUGUGAUAUGUAUGUCGAAUGAAUGUUGAUUGACUUUCCACAAAAUUUUUUUGAUUUCCAAAUUUUGACUGUGGCAAUGUAAUACAGACAGAGAAGUGAACAUAUGA
Daphnia pulicaria is the source of this 2497-nucleotide messenger RNA. RefSeq lists its product as uncharacterized. The coding region runs from base 250 to 1809 and encodes 519 amino acids. The record is from RefSeq and is a predicted model, not a curated record. Lineage: Eukaryota; Metazoa; Arthropoda; Branchiopoda; Diplostraca; Daphniidae. Gene Ontology annotation, biological process: sensory perception of sound. The transcript has 4 exons.